AUGACGGAUGUAAUAAAUAAUUUAAAAAAUGUUCAAACUAACUUUAGAAACGUUCAGAAUAAUCUUAAGAGUGUUAAAGAUGAAUUAAAUAAGAAGACAGACAAAUUUUUAAAGACUUUAAAGCCUAAAUUGAGAGGUUAUUUUCAUGCUAUUGGAUUCUUUACUACUUUAGUUAUUCUAAUUCCUUUUAUUGUUUGUUUCUUCUAUUGGAAAUUUGAUUUAAAUAUUUUAUUGUACUUUGCUGUUCAGUUAACUACUUUUGGUAUCAGUGCUACUUAUCACAUCUACAAAUUUAGUGAAACAUCUAAGAAAAUAAUGCAGAGAUUAGAUCACAUGUCUAUAUUCCUUUUGAUUAGUGGCACUCAAACUGCUGUAUUAAACAACACUCCUAAGAAAUUUGAUGUAGAUAUAAAAUGGUCCAUUUGGUUAUCUUGGUUAGUUGCUUUUAUUGGAAUUGUUAGAAAAGCAUGCAUUCAUGAAUGUUUUUCUUUUACUGAUGUAGCUAUUUAUAUAGUACAUGGUUGUUUAGUGUCAUUUUCUUUUAAAACUUUGAUGGCUUUUUAUUUAUUUGAUUUGAUAUUUGUUAUUUUAGGUGGUGUGUUUUAUAUUCUGGGUGGUUUUAUCAUUGGAUUUGAAUGGCCUGAUCCUAAGCCUGAGAUAUACGGAUUUCAUGAGUUAUUUCAUACUUUAACUUUACUUGGUAAUUCUUGUUUUAGUAUUGUGGUUUUUAAAUCUUAUUUUUAUCGAUCUGUUUAA
Hepatospora eriocheir is the source of this 756-nucleotide messenger RNA. The record is from the annotation of a GenBank genome assembly. Lineage: Eukaryota; Fungi; Microsporidia; Hepatosporidae.